GUCACCAGUUUUCGUCAACGCGUCGGACUGCGCGUUGUGCCCAACCUCGAAGUUGAAACUCAUGUCUUUUGUCCUCGAGAUCGAUGUUGCAGCUUUACAGAGCAAACUGUACCACUGUAGGACGCAAAAUGAGCUUGGAUAUUGUGAAGUUCUCCGAUGAAAGCUUCAAGGCUGAACAAUAUGUGCAUAGCAUCUUGACUCAGAGUUCGGAGGAAGGUGUCAGAAGCUUCCACCAAGCACUUGUGGACGCCGGAGAUGCAGCCGCCGCAGAUUUGCAGCGCAAUGUCUACAAGAACUAUUCCGAGUUUGUCCUCAUCUCGAAGGAAAUUUCCAGAUUGGAGACCGACAUGUGGUCUCUCCGAGGAUUGCUGGCCGACUUCACGGACGUCAAUCAAGCGUUGCUGAAGACUAUUCGGACCGAAGAGCCAUCCACAGUCGAGAAGACGACAGAAACAUCGCAGGAUCAGGACCUCAAUACUAGAACUGCCACUCCUUCAUCGACAUUAGCAGCACAAUCCGAGACUCAGAACAGGAUUUCACAGCUGUCGACUUUGUAUGAUACCAUCGAAGGGCUCUCGAAGAUCCUCCCGCCGUCGCCAUUGCGAUAUCUCGUCCGCGACGGUUCCACAUCUCGCUUUGGAGAAUCGAAUCCGUCCAAUAUGAAUAAAGUACUACAGAGCGUGUACUUCUACAUCCUCAGUGAUACGCUCGUCGUCACAACCAAGAAGCGUGGUAUUAUCAGCGGCAAAAACAAGAUGGUUUUAGACAAAUGUUGGAGUUUGGGCGAUGUCGCAAUUAUUGACGUCAAAGAUUCCACGGAAGUCAGCAACGCUUUCAAGAUCUUACGGCAUCCGGACACUUUCAUUUAUCGCUCAGAUACAUUGGAAGAGAAGAGAUCUUUCCUGACCGCCUUCAAGAGAUACACUGAUGAGCUCAUGCUGCAGAAGCGGGCGGCCCUGGAGAACGCCAAAAACAAACAGCCAAGCGCGACGCCUUUGGAGGAGGUGGUUAGCCCAACUCAAAGGGAAACAGAUCGGGAGGAAAGGGCGCGUAGGGCAUUGAGAGACGACUUGAGCAACGCCGAAGUAAAGUGGUUAAUGGAACUCAGCGACGAGUUGGAUGUCUUGGUUGCACACCGGGACUUUGACGUGGCAGUCGGUUUGAUUGAAGAUGCGAGGCGAACCUUGUCCAAGUCCAGUGCGGAGACACCACGUGUGGCACAAAUCAAAGCCAGCUUGGAGGAGCGGACAAACAAGCUGGCUCAACUUGUUAGCAUGGAUUUUGCGAACCCAGUCGCUACGAAAUCACAAGUACAGGCAAACAUCGACAAACUUCUGCGGCUUGGAAUGGGGGAUCAGGCCCGAGACUUUUUCCUGACGUCUCGCACUGCCAUUAUUCGUCAUCGGAUUCGCUUGGUCAGGUUUGGGGGCGAUGUGUCGAUAUACAUAUCAGACCUGGCCCAGGUAGUGUUCAGACUGACGAGGAAUACGUGCGACUGGUAUGGGGGAUCAUUCCGAGAUACGACGAUGGCUUCAGGCUUCAUGAAGUGGGUGGCAAUAGAGCUCGAGAACUUCACCCAGAUUUUCCGUAGACAAGUUUUCGACUGCCAUCCGUCUUUUUCGGUUAUUGCCGACUGUCUUCAGCAUACACUAGAGCACUGCAAACCGUUAAAAGAAGUGGGCCUGCACAUUGCACCGAUGAUCACUGAUGCCCUGCAUGACGAUAUCGUCAGGUCCAUUGAGGAGCAUUCGGCCAGCUGCGUUGCCAAUAUUGUUGUAUCUCUGGAAAAGGACAAAUUCGUCGUUGUGGAUGCGAAUUGGUUGAUUGGCAAAGAGGAUGAGUUUGCCGAUAUCACGGCAAAGGUUUCGCAAUCUGUCUAUGAACUGUACUCUAUCCUGAUGGACUUUGGCUCGGAUGUCUCGGUUUUGAUGUCCAUAUCGUUGUACAACAAGAUUGUCACUUGCUUGACGGAUUUCUUUUCGGCGUACGUUGAGAAGCUUAUAAGAUCGUUCGGUGAGACAAAUCGAAACUGGACGUACGGUCAGCGGAGCGUAAUGAUGGUCAACUCCGUCUUCAUUGUCGACGAUUUGCUGCCAAAAGUCGCUGGGCAGCUGGCGCGCCGUUUUGAUAGGGCGAUUCCGGAGAUGGAGGACAUGGGGGUCGCCUUGAAGCACCGCGUGACUGAUCUCCACCAUACACUCUUUAUUGACAUCACACAUGAGCGGCUCACAAAGGAGUUAUGGAACUUUCCGACUAUCGAUUACACAAGUAACGGCGGGAUCCUGGAUUCCGCAAAGCCGUCAGAUAACAUGAUGCGGCUUGUUGAGGAGCUGAAUAAGAUCCUGGGAGCCUUAUCGCCAACCCUCCCGCGCAUCGCCAUGCUCAGUCGAGUCAUCGACCUCAUUUUCACCGCUAUGGACGAACCUCAGUCAUGGGUAACACCCCGCAACACUCCACGACGCUUUGGUUUCCACGGCGUGCAACAGCUUAUCUUGGACAUCAACUUUUUCCUUCGCAUCUGUGAGCCGUUGGUAUCGGAUAGAGCCAGCGAGGCGGCGAACCGAGUUUGCGAGAAAGGGUUGCGAACGUUCUUUUCAGGACAAGGCGCGUCGGCGACUCCUGGGGGUGGCGGAGCCGUCGUCAAGGCUGCUUUGAAGACUGGGGAUUGGUAUGACCAACGCGUAGACAGCGUAAUGGACCUAAUCUCCUCCGAGUUCCCGCAUCUAGUGGCGCUGAGAAAUGCGUCGUCCGGGUCCACCUGAACAUCCUCCAGCGAAUUCAAUGGCUCCCCGCUUCACACUUAUUGG
Molecule: messenger RNA, 2807 nt
Organism: Fimicolochytrium jonesii
Lineage: Eukaryota; Fungi; Chytridiomycota; Chytridiomycetes; Spizellomycetales; Powellomycetaceae
Exons: 15
Coding region: 84-2762 (892 amino acids)
Biological process (GO): intracellular protein localization; Golgi to plasma membrane transport; exocytosis
Cellular component (GO): exocyst
Source: RefSeq, a predicted model, not a curated record